AUGGAUCCACCAAAGGGCAAGCGCAUCGGCAAGAAGGGAGGCAUUCUCAUGGUAAGCCCGCCCGGUAGGCAGCCCGCGAAGAAGAAGCGACGGUCGGCGGCGUCGUUCAGCGGCGGCGGCCAAAGUCUCGGCAACGGGAGCGCCGCGUCGUCGAGCGGCGGCGGCCGUGCGUCCAGUGCGCCCGCCGCGCCCGCAGGAGAGUCCGCCGCGCCCGCGGCGUCGCCGCGCGGCGCCGACGACGCGGCCGCGCGGGCCGAGCGCCUCGCCGCGUUCGAGCGCCGCGCCGCGGCGGGCGCGCAGCGCGAGCGAUUGAACGAGUUCGAGUGCGCGAUCUGCCUCGAGGCGUUCAAGGGCUCGGCCUGCCCGGACGGCCGGGACCGGGUCGCGUGCCUGCCCUGCGGCCACGCGAUGUUCUGCGCGCCGUGCGCCGCGAAGUUUCGGCGGUGCCCGCAGGGUUGUGACGGGUUCCGCGGGAUCCUGAAGCUAUUCCUCUAA
Molecule: messenger RNA, 495 nt
Organism: Pelagomonas calceolata
Lineage: Eukaryota; Pelagophyceae; Pelagomonadales; Pelagomonadaceae
Source: the annotation of a GenBank genome assembly